UAUGCAAAUUGACCACCAUAUUGAAAAUGAGUUAUCGUUCUUUGCCCACGCUUCGAUUCGUCUAGCUAACUGCGCAACUAAAAAUAGUAUAGGUAAUUUCCGAAUGAAGUAUGCGCAGUUAUUGCCCUUUGAUAACUCUUUUUUAACUCUAACGUGACAUGCAAACAGCAAAGAAAUCGGUUAAUAUUUGGAAUUUUGGCGAUUUUUUUUAAAGUUAUGAUAACAACUAGUAGAUAAAGAAUGAGCUGCAUAGAGAUAUUUGGAAUUCCCAAACAAACCUGUAGAGAAAUGUAUAUCUACAAAAUCAUUCAAAGAGUGGCCCAGGUUAAAAAGGUGUACCUGAAUAAAGAACAGGGUCAUGCAGAAGUGUAUUUACAUGACAAAUGUUCUGUUAACACCGUUUUGCAAAUGCAAUGGUCAAUCAAUGGAUCGAAACUAAUCCUGUCUCAAAAGAAGCUUGGUGGAAAUUUGCAUCCGUCAAAUCCUGUACGAAAGUUCAAGCGAUUCUGUAUUAAGCAUGAACAUGAUGAAAAGGAAUCAAAGUACAAUGAAUAUGUUCAUGGUAAGAGCACCUUUUGGACUGAUAUAUUGCAUGAAAGAUGUCAACCUCUGCAUAAAAAGGUGAAAAUGAAAAGACGGAAAUGGGAGGAAUUCACUCUUAAAAAAGAAAAUUGUAAGAAGAUCAAAGAUAAACAAGCAAAAACAAAGAAUGGUAAAAGUAAAGAGAAGAGGAUAGAAAAGAAAGAAUUUUUACAUUUACCGAAAUCUGAUACUAAAUCGGAUCAGGAGCUUCAAAGACCAGACAAUAAUAGUACGUUGGACACAGAUAGCGAAAACUCCAUAUUUAUCCCUGUCUAUUUGAUGCAAGGGAGAAAAGCAACAUUUUUGAAACUUACUUCGACAGAGAUUAUUGACAUCAAAAGACAGAUCCACAAAAGCUUGAGAAUUCCAAUUCGAUUACAGUUAAUUUUUCACAAUGGAAAACUGUUAACAGGAAAAUCAAAGGCUAAGAUAGAACCAUUUGACAAUAUACAUAUUUCCAUACGAGGAAGAGGAGGGAUGAAGAGAGAAGAUUCUCCAGCACCAGGGAAUGUUACAGAUUUUGGUUCGAAAAUAACCAAAGACUGUUCAGAGGAAGUGGUUACGGAAUGGAUCAAAACACAUGUUGGCAUUCCAGAUAAUGUAUAUAAGAAAUAUGAAGAUAUUCUAUCUUCCAUUGAUGGUGAAUUACUAUUAUCCUAUCAUGAAGAAGAUAAAUUGGCGACUGAUGCUCGUCUGCCAAUUGGGAUUGCCAGGAAGAUGAUAUACUUUUGUAAAAAAAAACCUGAGAAAUUGACUGAUUACUAUCUUUGCGAUGAAUCUCCUGAGGAAGUUAGCGAUUUCAUUAGACGGAUUGAAAAAAUUGGUAUUAAAGAAGAGGAAAAACAAGAUCUUUGCAAAGAAAUAAUCGAGAAAUAUAUUGAUGGCUUCAAUUUUAGAUUGUACCCCAAUGAAGAAGAAUUUAGCAAGGACUUCCAAACGCUUGAUAUACCAAAGUUAUGCUUUAAAAAAAUUCUUCUCAAUAGGACGAAUUAUUUUCCUGGAAGAAAAGAAAGAGAGAUAAUGACUACAACCGACUCACGAUUAUUUGUGACGAAAGACUUUCGUCACGCAGUACAUGGGAAUGAAAAUUUCGGUGAUCUAGAUAGGCCCUUACCUGUUGAUACUGAAAAACGUAAAAAAAAGAAAGAGAAAGAACUUGAGGUGAAGUCAAUGAAAACGCAUGAACAAGGAAGAGUGUCUGUUUUGUAUAUACGAGAAGGAUCUGUGGUUGAUAAAAAGGUUAGCAAAUCUGCUAUUCCGAUCAAGAAAAGAGAAAAACAUGCAACAGAAAACAAUCAACCCGUGUCCUUGGUAACACCCGAUAUCCAGAAUAUUUGUAUCGAACCCAACGAAACCCCUGAUAUCGAUGGAGGAAAGCAUAAGCAUGCAGAUAUUCCGCGAGAUUAUACCAGUUGCAAAGAAGAAAUGAAAAACAUGGAUUGUGCCCCCGUCAAACAUGUAUCUGAAGAAGAAAGGGGCACUGAUAUUGAUAUCAAAUGUAAAAUUUUAGAACGAAGAAUGCUUAUGGAGUCAGGGUGCAGGGUAUCAACGGACGUUGUAGAUUGUACGAUAAAUAUAGCGAUUCAUUCAAAUUGGCAUAGUCCAAGUAAUUUUGAAAGAAAAGUAAUAUUCUUUGUUGUCUCACUGCCAAAUGAAUUUGAAAACAAUAACAAACGGAAAUCACAACUUUGGAAAGCAAUUAUCAAAGAUCUUCCCCGUUGGGCUAAAGAAAUACCAGACAAAGAUACGGUAAACGAUGAAUCACAAAUUUGUAACCAGUGCAAAGCGCUAAAGUUGAUAAUGGAUGUUAAUACUCCGUCCCUACAGGUUUAUAAAUCUGCUACUUACAUUUUUCUUGUGAGUCAAUGCAUACUAGAAAAUGAUGGACGUGUUUAUAAAACACCCUUGAGCAAAUCUUCGAAAAGAAAUGGAGAUUUUUACUUUACUUUUACAAAAAAUCAACGUUAUUUUUCAUAUCAUCCAGAGAGAUUGUCAUCAGGAUUUAAAAGUAAAACUUUUCAAGAUAUACCAAAUCCUGAACCUUCAUUUGAAGAGACAAAACAUGUAUGCGAAACUGUCGGGAAUGAAAGUGAAACACCACCAUCAACAACACCAAGAGAAAUGAAACUGCAGCCUCCAAGAAAGUUUAAAAGUAGCAGUUGCGGUAUUGUAUACAGAAAGGGAAAUAUAUUCAUUCAACCAGAAGAUGAUGGGACAUUGGCGGAGAGAUGUAUUGAAUUUAAAUUAUUUUCCACAGCAAAAAUUGUGAAAUUUCUAAAAGAAGUUCUCAGAUUUGCAUGCGGAUGUUUAAAUAAACGCAUAAAUGGUACAAUUUACUUUGGCAUCGGGGAUGAUAAAAACACAGAAAAUUAUAAAAACGGCGAAAUAGUUGGUUUCCAUAUGACAGAGGAGGGGGAGAACACUCGAGCAGCGUUUUCAGAUGCUCUUAGACGUGGAAUCAAAGAUUGCUUUGACCAACCAGAUAUUGCAUCUGAUUGUAUAAAAAAUCCGGAAUAUGUGCGAACUGUGCAAAAUCAGUCAGAAGAAAAUAUCAGAAUUGUCAUGGAAAUUGAUAUUGAACCAUCAAAUGAAAAAUGUGGAGAUAAAGCAUUUGCAGUGAACCUUGGUAACAUCCAAAAUAUAUGUGGUAAGAGUAUCAAAGAUAAAUAUAUCAUGUUUCUAAGAGAUGGAUCUUCAACAAAAUCUUUGAAUCCUUUCGAAGAAUCUGAAUUCAAAAGUAAAAUUUUAAAGAGGCAUAUUCGAAAUCGGAUUGAGUUUGAAAAACGGAACCGACACCAGAAAAAUCUGUGUUCACAAUUAAAACAUUUAGUUACUUUAGGAGACUUCAGUCAUGACUUCAACGUUGAAAACACAGAUAACAAGUAUAUAUGCCCUGUUUUGAUUGCUGGGAAACCCUCAAAUGAUCUUAAAAGUGAUAAAGACUUCCAGGAAAAUUUUUCAUUUGUGAGACAUAUGCCUUUUUUUGCUGUAUUUGACUUUGAUGAAUCUUCUAAUAAGGAUGGUCUGUGUGCCCAUUUUCAUAUCCCAGAGCAAACUGUGUUUGUCGAGAGUGAUCAUUUUCACAAACAUACAAAAAAUUUCCAAGAACUUGCUGAAAACCUAAAUUUAGAGUACAGUACAAAAAAAAUAUGGCUAUUUGCUAAUGGAAGGUUAGAAUUUGGUGCACCUCAUCUUCAGAGAGGGCAAUGGUUUUCGAAAUAUUACGCCCAGAUAAGUGCUGCUGUGUCAUUUCUUAAUCAACCCUUUGUUAUUCCUACAAAUCGAAUAGUGUUUCUUAUCCUUCUACUUCAUGACGACUUUGUUGGUAUUCUUGAUACUUUUUGGGAUGUCAUUGCAAAGUUUGGCUGGGAUCCAAUAGUUAUAGUUGCAGAGAAUGAGUAUAUAUUUGAUGAAUUUGUGAGCCUUAUUGUAAAGGACGGUAAGGCUACAUAUGAUGAGUUAGAAAAACACAGUGUAAAAGGAAUCCCAUGGGCUCAUGUCAAACAAACUAUGUUACAGGUCUGCGGAAGAGAAGAAAAUGUAGACUAUGUCGUUCCAUCUUCUUCGGGAACACCAAUUUCACUAAAUGCAUUGUUUAUUGAUACAUGCAGAGACAUCCAAAUUUUAAGUAGCAACGAAUGUGAAAAUGAAUAUUCAGAUACAGAAGCCAGAAAAAAACUAGAAAAAACGCAACAGAUGCAGUUUUAUAAAGGUGCUAAAGUAACAUGGUGGAAUUUCUACUUCAGUAAUCAAGUGUGCCCCAGAACGGAUUAUUUGGAAAACUUGACAGAAAGGAUUAGGGAUAAACUGAAAGACCCGGAGAGUGAGGCAAGCGUUGUUGUUAUAACAAUUGCUCAUGAGGCAGGUGCAGGAGCAACCACACUCGGUCACCAUAUUCUUUGGGAAUUUCGAAAAGAGAAAGUGAGAUGUUGUGUUUUAAGGAAAAUAACGGACUCUACUGUUAUGGAAAUUCUCAAACUUUGGAAAUAUGGGGAAGACACUGGGAAUGUUUCGAAGCCCUUACCAGUCUUACUGUUGUUGGACGAUCUUUUGCAGUCUGAGGUUUCAUACGACAAUUUUAUGAGCAAUCUGAAAACAGAAUUUCGAAAACGAUCAGAUGGUCAUGGAAUGAAUUGCAUGGUACUUACAUGUCAAAGGGAGAAUUCCGAUUCAUUUUCCAAAGGAAAUAAAAAUCUUAAUGUUUUUCAAGUACGUCAUAAGCUGAAUGAAAAAGAAAAAAAAUGGCUUCGGGAAAAAUUUGAAGAGCUCGAAGAAAAUCACAGGAAAUUUGGUGAUGAUAACCCGAAAUAUUUAAUAUCUUUUAUGAUAAUGAGAAAUGGAUUUAACAUUGAUAUAAUUAAAGAAACACUGGCAUAUCUAUUAUAUAACGAUGACAUAUAUAUUCCGGAGAGAGAGUUGAUCAAAUAUAUUUCUUUUCUGUCGGCAUUUACCCCCUCUGUAAGACGAUGGACACGACUAUGUAUACCAGUAGAAUGCUGUGAUUAUCUAAUGAAGAAACGAUUUUGGGAAACCGAAAGAAAAUCCACUGCAUUUAACACGUUACUAAUCAUCGAAAAGGCAGAAUACAGAACUAAAAGAUACGUGCGAAUGGUAUACCCAAGAAUAGCUAAGGAUGUUUUGCAGGAAAUCAUGGCUAAGGAACAAAUACAGAUAGGAAAAGUGGCGACAGAUUUUUUAGAAAUAUUUAUUGUGCAAGGUAAAACAAGUGGGACAGUGCGGUUAAGAGACUUUACGCUAGCUAUGCUUAAAGAAAGGAUUCGCAUACAUCCUAAAGGCAAUAGAACAGCUUUUAGCCCACUCAUUGAAAGCAUAAUAGCAUCUGACGUGAAUUCAGCGAUUGAUUUAAUCAGUGAUAGUUUCGAAAUAUUCCAUGACCCCAUACUUGCUCAAAUUUUAGCUAGAUUGUAUCGUAAGCAAAAACAAUAUGAUAAAGCCGAGGAAUGGGCUAAAACAUCUGUUGAUUUUGCAACACAUCAAUCGCUCUCUUUCUGUCUUCAUACAUAUGGUAUUUUAUUGAGAGAGAAAUUUGAAAAUACUGAUACGGCUGGGGUGAAGCUGGAAACUGCUGACCAACAUUUAAGACUGAUACUGAGGUCUCUUGAAAAAUUCGUGGAGGCUCAAAAUAAAAGAGACCGGUUCUUGGAUACAUACGAAGCUUUUCAUGAUACUAUACAUACCAUAAAUACCAUCAAUGAUUUCUUGAGAAAAAUUGAGCUCAAUCUUCCUAAAAAAGAUCUUCGUAAAUAUAUAAUAGAGCGAGAUUUUAUUCCUGGUGUUCUGUUAGAGCCGUGGGCUGAAUUUCAUAAAAAAAUAAAGGAUAUGAAAUCUGAUGGAGAGAGAGCCAUUGACCUCAUUGAUGAUAGAAUUUGUUUUUACUCAUCCUUUGAUCUGCAAGAUAGUGAAAUGAAUGUAAAAGGACACAGAUCUUAUGCUGAUUUAGAGAAAAAUUACUCACCCUAUCUAGCAAAGUUUUCUUCAUAUUAUGGAGAGAACACAGAUAAUGUUGAUGAGGGUAUAACACCUCUUUUACAGGAUGCAUUUCACAGAGGUAGACUUUUGAAUUUGAAAGGUCAUUCAUUUAAAACGAUAUUUGAUCAAAUUACUAACAAAGAGCAGAAGAAGGAGAUCGUUGACAGAUUACAAAAAAUACGUUCCCAUAUUAAUGCUAUUAAAUCCACAACAUCGGCAGAUCUUGCAAACAAAAUCUGUGUAAAUAUUGCAUUAGGAAUAAUAGGUGGUCAUUUUUCAAAAGAAGAACAUAUCAUAAAGAUGUGUCUUGAAAUAAUUCAAAGAAACCAAGAAAAGGUUGAUUUAGCAUGUAUGUUUUUGUGCAUGUUAAUGUGGCCUUUGGAAGGCAUGAAAACAAUUUACGAUGACGAUCAAUUUCAUGAGGCUUUAAACUAUUUGCAGAAAAGUAAAAGAAAAAUUCCACCCUCGAAGAACACUGCACAAAAAGUCAAUAUGUUUGUUGUUACAGAAGACAAAAUACAUCAACCAAUUAUAAUCUUUCUUCGAGGAAAGGGUCCAGGAGUGCGUUCAUUGCAUCACAGAUCUAAGAUUUUCAUGAAUCAGCAAUUUCCACAGACCGAUGAGCUGCUUAAAAUGAAAGGAAUUGUGAGACAAAGUAAUACCGCUUCACCACAUAUAGCACUAGAAAAUAGUAAAGGUCGAGGCAUUAAUAUUCACAUGUUCAGGAAAAAGGACAAAGAAUUGCGUGUAGGAGAAGAGGUCGUUUUCUUCCUUGGGUUUAGCAUAGGUGGACCAGUAGCAUAUGAUAUUAAACAUGAUUCUUAUUUGUACACUUAAGAUAAAGAUCGCCUCAUGGACAUAACAUAAUGUAAAGUGUACUUAUUGAGUGGAUGUUCUUUAAUUUUUUACUUUUCAUAUUUUCUCAAUGACUUGAAAACAAAUUAUACAAGGGGUUAUAAUUUGGACAGAUAAAACCUACAGGUGUGUAGGCCUAUAGACCCUUCCAUUAAUAUUUUCUUUCCAUCAUGGGUUUUAAGAAACAGUAAAAUGUAAUAUUCUAAACAAAUAACACUGCAUUGGAUGUAGGAUGUACAAAUAGACUACAGCAUAAAUAAGCUGCUAACUGAUAUAUAAUAUGUACACAUGUAGAUAUAACGUUAGACAUCGAGUGGUGCAUAUAUAUCAUUUCUCAUUAUUUUCCCCUUUAGUUAACUACUUUUAAAAAUCUCCCCCACCAGUGAUAAUUAUUCACUGGUGAAGAUGUGUUUUUGGAAUACACAACAACCGAUACUUUGGAGGAAUGGGUAUAUUAAUAAGAAACGUUUAAACAAGUUUAUUACAAUUUUAUGAAAUACUUGUAGAGACUGUCAAUGGAUUAAUCGGAGCAAAUCUUUUUCAACUUGUACAGAGGUUUAUACAUAUCUUUAAUCUUUAUACCACCAAAGUGUCUGCUUAUAUUAAAAAAAACUUGAUGAUACUGUUGAUUGUUCUGAGCGCUAUUGUUUUUCAAGAUUGUACUAGAAAAUUCAAUCUUAUUAUGAAUAUACUGUGAAUUUUUAUGAUAAAAAAGCUCUGAUUAGAAAAGCUCUGGACAUUUUUGGAUUAUUUUAUAACUUCGUACGAGGAUUUUAGAAUUAACUAUUUUGUGUGUGUAGAUUCAAUUCGGCACGGAUUUUGUAAUUUAUUGUUCAACUACCGUAAGUUAGUAGUUUGCUAUUGAUACAAUUUUUCUUUCAGUCAUUAAUUGUAAAUCUUAUUAAUCUUAUUAAUUGUUUGUUUGCCUUUGUUAGUAAAUGCUGCUGUAUUGUAAAGGGUAAAUUCUGAGCCACAACAGAACUUUGGGCUUAUCCGAUAUAAUAAUAAAAAAUAUAUCGCAUUU
This is a messenger RNA of Ostrea edulis (European flat oyster), 7951 nucleotides long. RefSeq names its product sterile alpha motif domain-containing protein 9-like. The record is from RefSeq and is a predicted model, not a curated record. The transcript has 8 exons. Bases 241 to 6909 code for a protein of 2222 amino acids. Gene Ontology annotation, cellular component: cytoplasm. Lineage: Eukaryota; Metazoa; Mollusca; Bivalvia; Ostreida; Ostreidae.